Akanthomyces muscarius is the source of this 4590-nucleotide messenger RNA. RefSeq lists its product as uncharacterized. Gene Ontology annotation, molecular function: high voltage-gated calcium channel activity; calcium ion binding. The coding region runs from base 1 to 4590 and encodes 1529 amino acids. The record is from RefSeq and is a predicted model, not a curated record. Gene Ontology annotation, cellular component: voltage-gated calcium channel complex; membrane. Gene Ontology annotation, biological process: calcium ion import across plasma membrane. NCBI's taxonomy places the organism in Eukaryota, Fungi, Ascomycota, Sordariomycetes, Hypocreales, Cordycipitaceae. The transcript has 5 exons.
AUGCUCAGCUGUCUCCGCAUUCUGCGAUUGCUCUCGCUCACACAUGGGACGGCAAUCAUACUCCGCAGUCUAAAAAAAGCUGCACCGCUGCUUGUACGCGUUGCGUUUCUUUUGUGCUUCUUUUGGCUCUUGUUUGCCAUCAUCGGCGUUCAAAGCUUCAAGGCUAGUCUUAGCCGCCAAUGCAUUUGGCUGGAUCCAUUUCAGCCAACGAAUUUCUCGGCUGCCUUUACGAACGACGAUCAACUUUGCGGCGGCUAUCUGAACAACGAGACUGGUGCUGUCAUGCCUUGGCUUAAAUUUGGAACCCAAGACUCUCUGGAAGGGCUUGUUCCUGGCGCAGGAAAAGGCAAGGGAUUCAUCUGCCCCCGCGGGUCGCUUUGUCUCCAGCAAGACAACCCGUCCAAUGUAAUCACCUCGUCUUUUCAGGUUAUUAGAGAAGAGAGCAAAGGAAGCGCGUUCACCUCGGAUCACCAGUCGUCCACCCAACCACAUUUUGACGGACGUACCCGAAAGUCGACACUGCAACGCCUUGUUGAGAGGACCAAACUGUUCUUCACUCUAAUUAUCGUCUUCGGGUUGAUAUGUCAGGCUUGCCGAAGCGCACGAAUGUCGGCGUCUCGCGAAAAGUUUAUUGAUGGCGCUGAAAUUGCUGUCACGGUACUUUUGGAUAUCGAGAUAGCAGCGCGACUCGCAUCUAAUUGGCGAAAUUUUCACCGAAGCUGGGCCAAUCUGUUUGAUCUUGGGCUAUCAAUUAUAACUACUGUCAUACUUAUUCCGCCGAUCCGCCACACAAUGGCAUACUGGUGGCUUACAGUCUUCCAAAUCGUCCGAGCCUACCGAAUUGUGUUGGCGGUACCGAUGACACGCACACUGAUCUUACUUGUGCUCGGAAAUGCUGCUGGUAUUGCGAACCUGAUGCUCUUCGUCUUUUUGAUGACAUUCCUCGUUUCCAUUUUUGCAUCACAACUCUUUCGAGGUGAGAUCCCGGUGUUCAAUGAAAGUGGCGAACUCAAUCGCAUAUCGUUCUCUACCAUUUACAACUCGUUCCUGGGAAUGUACCAGAUAUUGUCCAGUGAAAAUUGGACUGACAUUCUUUACUCGGUUACAUCUUACGCUCAUGGCUAUAAGACUGGCUGGAUCGGCGCUACAUUUCUCAUUGGCUGGUUCACGCUAUCAUAUUUCAUUCUUGUAAACAUGUUCAUUGCUGUUAUUCAAGAGAACUUUGAUGUAUCAGAGGAUGAAAAGCGCCUUGAACAGGUCAAGGCUUUCCUACAACGCAAGGAAUUAGGCCAAAAUGCGAGCAACCUUGCACUGUCAUCAAUCUUCAAUCUGGGCAAGUCUCGUCGCCGGCGCGAUCCUUUGGAUUACGGCCCCGGCAUGAUGGAGAUGCUUCUAAAGGAUGCAGUGGUUCGUGACUUUCUCGAUGAUGAGAAUGCUGAGCCUCUACAAGAUUCUGCCGGAAAUGAUGGGACCGGCAGGUCCACGUCAGCCUUUCCAGCGCAUUCGAAUCGUGGCUUGACCGGUCUCUGGAAGCGUUUCAAAGAUAAGUUCACGAACCAAGAACCAAAUCCAUUCUACACGAGCAUCAAAUUUGAAGGACCGAACGAUACUCUGGACCCGCGACAAAUGGCCCGUCAAGUCGUGUCUGCAGCAGCCGCAAGGCGCAAGGCUCAAAGGGAAUACCUUGCGAGACAUCCGAAUUAUAACACGACAUUGUAUUUGUUUCCACCAGGCAACAAAUUUCGACGGUUUUGUCAGAGACUUGUCGGCCCUGCCAGGGGCUUUGAACGAGUUGAUGGAAUUGACCCAAACAAAAUCGCUUGGUAUGCGCUCUCGGCCUUUGUCUAUGCCUGCGUGGUGGCAAUGGUAGUUAUUGCAUGUGUUACAACACCGCUGUAUCAGCGAGAAUACAGAGAAGGACACGAAGCAGACAGCAUCAAUUGGUUUGUUUGGACAGACUUGGCAUUCGUACUUGUGUUCACGCUGGAGGCGGCUAUCAAAAUAGUUGCAGACGGCGCGCUUUGGACCCCAAACGCAUAUUUACGGAGCUUGUGGGGAAUCAUGGAUACACUGGUGUUAGUGACACUUUGGAUCAAUGUCGUUACACUUUUCAUCAAUGACGGAGCAGUUUCUCGAGCAGUAGGAGCAUUCAAAGCACUGAGAGCCUUGCGACUUCUGAACGUCAGCAACAGUGCCCGGGAUACGUUUCAUGCGGUAAUAAUUCUGGGUUGGUGGAAAAUCUUCGGCGCUGCUUUUGUCUCAAUUUCAUUGCUCAUCCCAUUCGCUAUAUACGGAUUGAACAUUUUCAACGGCAAAAUGAUAUCAUGCAAUGACGGUGACGACAUAACGCAAUUGACCCAAUGCUUCGGCGAGUACGGGAGUAUCCCUUUCAAAGAUAACUGGGUGAUGCUAGCGCCUCGCGUGGCAGACAAUUCUUAUUUCAAAUUCGACGAUUUUGGUUCGUCGCUUUUUACCCUUUAUCAAAUUGUCAGCCAAGAAGGAUGGACAGAUGUGUCAUUUGCUGCACAAGCCAUCACAGGACGAGGAUCACAGCCCCAAGACCUUGCUGCGCAGGGGAAUGCCAUGUUCUUCGUUGUUUUCAACUUGAUGGCCACUGUCUUUGUCCUUACACUGUUCAUUUCCGUUUUCAUGCGCAACUACACGGAACAAACAGGCGUUGCCUUUCUUACUGCAGAGCAGCGAUCCUGGCUGGAAUUAAGAAAGCUCCUCCGGCAAAUAUCUCCGUCCAAGAGCUCCUAUAAUGACAAGGGCAAAGAGUGGAAGCGAUGGUGCCACAAGAGAGCCAUUGAGAAACGUGGCAAGUGGUACCAAAUGGUCACAUUGGUACUUGUUCUUCAUCUUGUCCUCCUCGUUGCGGAGUUCAACAAUGAGCCGCGAUGGUGGGCUCGAACACGAGAAUAUGUAUCUUUGUUAUUCAUCCUGAUAUACGGGGGCAACAUCGCAAUUCGCAUAUCUGGACUUGGCUGGAGCAGAUUCAGGAAAAGUUCAUGGGACCUCUAUGCUUUGGUAGUGGUCUCAGGAGCGUUUAUCGCCACGCUUUCACUUCUGAUUGCCAACACCCGUGGUGAGGCUUACGAACAGCUGUAUAAAAUAUUCUUGGUGGCGAUUAUUCUCCUGCUCAUUCCAAGAAACGACGCAUUGGACCAACUUUUCAAAACCGCGGCGGCUAGUCUGACGGUCAUCAGCAAUUUGCUAGCCACCUGGCUUGUUCUAUUCUUGGUAUUCGCUAUCGCAAUGACGCAGGCCUUCAGCUUAACACGAUUUGGUGGGCAAGAAACGAGCGAUCUGAACUUCCGUACAGUACCCAACGCGCUCAUUUUAUUAUUUCGAAUGAGUUUGGGAGAAGGCUGGAAUCAAAUCAUGGAAGACUACGCCGGCAUUGAGCCACCUCUUUGCGUGAAGGAUUCGACGUUCUUCGACAGUGACUGCGGAAGCAAGCCUUGGGCGAGAAUACUGUUUGUCGGGUGGAACAUCAUCAGCAUGUACAUCUUCGUCAAUCUUUUCGUUUCUCUUAUCUAUGAGAGCUUCAGCUAUGUCUAUCAGCGAUCCAGUGGCAUGGCAGUUGUUGACAGAGAAGAGAUACGCCGCUUCAAAGAAGCAUGGAGAAGCGUUGAUCCUGCUGGCACUGGGUAUAUUACAAAGGACCAAUUUCCCCGUUUGCUUGGUGAGCUCUCUGGCAUUUUCCAAAUGAGGAUCUACGACCCAGAAGACUCCGUCUCCCAAAUCCUUGACGACGUGCGUGACGAUGUGAGGAUGUCGCGUCAUUCCUCCAUGGUGGCCUCGAAUACCAAAAGCGAUAUCGAUCUUGGCAGACUUAAUCGAAGGUUGUCAAAUCUUGAUAUUGAGAAAAUUCGAACCAGACGCCGGGUAUUCAACGUUUUUUACGAGGAAGUUCUUGUUGCGGCAGAUCCUGAUAGAGGUAUCGCGUUCUCAGACGUUCUACUUAUCCUUGCUCACUACAAGAUCAUAAAUGAUAGCAAGAGUCUCAGAUUGGAUGAGUUUCUCCGACGAAGAGCUAGACUUCAACGCGUGGAUGAAGAAAUCCGACGAAGAACUGUUUUGGGUUUUUUUGACACACUAUACUGGUCGAGGAAAUUUAAACAACACAUGAAUAUGAAGCGUGCGGCGCGCAUGACCAUGGUCCCUCAACUAAGUGUACCUGAAAUUUUGGUCGAUGACGAGGAGCCAGACGUGGACACAGCUGUUGGUGCCUCCGGUAAAACGAACAGGCCGCUCCUUCCAAGCCUCAACACCAAUGUGGAGACGCCGAAGAGGCCAUCAGUUUGGGCAGGCGAAAUCUCGCCACGAGACUCCGGUACUCAGCACCCGCUGAGCUUCCCCAGGACGUCGGGAGGAGGGAUUUCCCCGCCGGCCAGCCCAAUGCGGACAAGUUUCCAACUCAGCCCCUCGGAUGCUUCUAAUGCGGAAGCCGAUCGCAGAGGUAGAUCCUUGAGCCCCGCGCAGGCCCGUGGCAUGUUGGAUGAUUCUGUCUGGGUGGAAAGCAUUCGAAAAAGCAAAACUCUUCGUCGCUCAGACAAGACUUCUUAUAGAUAUGGAGAUAUCGGUUAA